Diatraea saccharalis (sugarcane borer) is the source of this 516-nucleotide messenger RNA. NCBI's taxonomy places the organism in Eukaryota, Metazoa, Arthropoda, Insecta, Lepidoptera, Crambidae. The record is from the annotation of a GenBank genome assembly.
CUUUCCGGUUGUCAAGCUCAGCCAAGAUGCGUUCCGUCACGCUGAAGGAUGUUGAACAAGACAAAGUCGUCAAGUUUGUCGCGGCCCAUCUUAAAAAAAUAGGCAAAGUCAAGGUUCCCGAACACAUGGACCUUGUUAAGACUGCUCGUUUCAAGGAGUUGGCACCUUAUGACCCUGACUGGUUUUAUGUACGUUGUGCUGCGGUUCUCCGCCACAUCUACAUCAGAUCUCCUGUUGGAGUCAAGACUGUAACUAAGAUCUUUGGUGGUCGUAAACGUAACGGUGUCACACCAUCACAUUUCUGCAGGUCAUCUGGAAGCAUUGCCCGUAAAGCUCUACAAGCUUUGGAGGCGCUCAAGUUGGUUGAAAAAGUACCUGAUGGUGGCCGCAUCCUUAGCACACAGGGUAGGCGUGAUCUUGACAGAAUCGCCGCCCAGGUCCGUCUAAAGGCCAAGCAAGCUGCUAAACAAAGUGUAAUUGUUCUGUAACUUUACGAUAAAUAUAAACAUAAAAUCU